AUUCUUUUAACAAAUUAAGUUGAAACGACAGAAAAAUGGGGGAGUUGCCAUGUCUCAGGAGAUCAUUCUCUCAGCCUUCUGGGGGUUUUCGUGAAGCCAAAGAGGGGGACCCCUUCCGCGCACUAGGCGAAUCCGUCUCUUUCGGUAGGUUUUUGACAGACUCCCUGGCUUGGGAGAGAUGGUCGGCAUUCUCCCACAAUCGGUACUUGGAAGAAGUUGAGAAAUUUGCUAAACCGGGUUCUGUUGCUGAGAAGAAAGCCUACUUUGAGGCACAUUACAAGAGAAAAGCUGCAGAAAGAGCGGCAGCCUUGCUCGAGGCUGCAAAUGUGGUCACCACUUCAAAUGUUGUAGAGCAGCCAGCAACUGAAGACAAGAAACGCAAUGACUCUUUAAUGGAGUCGGAUAUGGUGAAAGGAGAGAUCGAUGUGGGAGAACAACAGGACAAAGAUGUUGCAAGUAAUGUCACAAUUUGUCCUUCCAAUUCAAAUUUGUGUGUCGAAAGGAAUGAACCGGAUGUUUCGGAGUUGGAAGGGGGAGGGGGAGGGGUGGCAAUUCAAGAAAGUAUGGACGUGGAGAGUUCUAAUCCAGUUGAAAUUUCAAUCCCGCCAGAGAAUAAUGUAGACCUCAAUAAGAUUGAAUCUACCACGGAAGAGAAUAUGCUUGGUAGUGAGGAAGCUAGAGAUCAAGAGAUUAUAGCUUCAGCAAGCAAGAAAAGGUCAUCCAGCUCCUCAUCAAAGUCAACAUCCCAAAACAAAGCAUACAAGACCUUGUUAUCUCCCGCCAAACAAAUGACCCAUGUACAAACCACGAAAGCGAACAAUCUUGCUUCAAGGAGUAAGAAUUUUGUGGAAGACAUGGUUAAUAAAAAGAAUGCAAAAUCACUUCACAUGUCAAUUCAUUUCUCUUCUCACUCUGGUGGUGAAAGCAGCAAGACAACUUCGCCUAUUAUACAAAAAAUCAAAAGCUUGAAAAAUUUCACAGCUUCACUCAGUGUCUCCAAGAAUAAUUCAGCUUCUUCACAAACAAAAACAAAGGCAUCUGUAAAUGAAUUAAAGAGACCGUCAUUAAACCUCAAGUCUGAAGAUAGAAGUAAUAGGCCAAUGUUAAACAAGUCCGUGGCCGGAGGAAUAAUAGCAGAUCAGAAGCGAAAUUCCCCCUCAAAAGAAAACUCCAAAUCCCCAAAUGGCCGAGGAAGCAAACCACGGUCUUCUCUAAUAACCUCUCCUUUCAGCCUUAGAAGUGAAGAGCGAGCAGCGAAACGAAAAGAGGCAAGAUUAAAGACCAUUGUACUUUUCAUUCAGUCCUUAUAA
Molecule: messenger RNA, 1310 nt
Organism: Morus notabilis
Lineage: Eukaryota; Viridiplantae; Streptophyta; Magnoliopsida; Rosales; Moraceae
Product: protein WVD2-like 7
Exons: 6
Coding region: 36-1310 (424 amino acids)
Source: RefSeq, a predicted model, not a curated record